AUGGAGAACUCCCGCGUAUCGCCAGCGUCGGCGCCACCAGGCGUUCCACUGGCGACUACUGCGGCGCCUCCGUCCAGCAUACGUGGCCGCCGCCUCAGUCAGCCGAGCUCCAGCUCGUCUGCCAACGCGACCACGUCGGAGCACCAAAACACAUCGCCGUCGCCGCGAGAGAUACUCGGCGCCGACUUCUCCCUCACCAGCAACCGCGCUGGUGGAGACAAUUCAGCCUUCAACUCGUGGGACGCCCCCGCUGAUAACUCAAAUCUGACCUUCUCCCAGGUGUCGCCGUCUGCGGGGCUGCAGCAGGUACUGGGAGGGUCAGCGAAAGCGCCGGCCUCGCCUGAUAUGGACAGCGACGCCGUGCAGGACGACACGUCACUGCUGUGGACCAAAAUGCAGCCGCACCGACGUGGCGAGCCCGCCGUGAAGUUUGCCGCCUUCGGCCACGGUAGUCAAACGAUGGAGUCGCAGCACAAUGAAAGCAACAAGCAACACUCCGCCUCGUGGCACCCGCAGGGCUUGUUCGGUGCCGCGUUAGAACGUUUUCAGUCGCGCGAGGCCGCACCGGAUCUUAACGCCGCGACCUCGUCAAUGGAUGGGACAAUGCUCGGGAUCGAAGUGCCCGAUGACUUGUCGGCCGAUAAGUCUCUCAGCACCCGCCGCCUCAUCUCCGGGCCGUCGGUGCACGCCAUUCAGUUCGACACGGACUUCGGCGGUAUCGUGACACCUUUCAUGUCCAUCUCCUCUCUCGGAAUUUCGCGACAAAGCAUGUCCUGUCCCCUUCUGUCGGUGGCUCAGUUAUCGGCCGGGUCGAUGCCGGUGUCCACCAACUCCUACGAGCGCGACCCGCCCGUGCAGAACGCCGCCGCGAUACCUACCGCCACCGGCACCGAGGCGCGGCACGCCCCACCGCCACCGUCGUUGAGCCCGUCGCCGUCACACAACAAUGAGACGGUGCCGGCUGUCCACGCUGAGCCGACGCGCAGCACGCGCUCGCCCCACGUCGUGUCCCCUCCACGAGACGCAGACGGGGCGCGGCGGCUCUCAUCGGCCAUGUCUCCCAGCGCUGAGACGGCACCCGGACGAGCGGCGCGGUCGUUCCGCACGACAAUCUCCGCCAUCGACGACGACGACAAUGAUGAGACGCCGCAGCCGAGCCGCGAUUUUUUGAUGGGUGCGGAGGUUGCGUCGCCGGCGUUUCAAUCCACCGACGCGACCAUCGCCAUUCCGGCCGUCUCCACCACCGGCGCCUUCGAGUCCCGUCUGCAUCCGCAUGUGGAGUUGCCGCUUUUAGCGGAGGAGAAGGCAAGAGCCACGAUCGAGUACGCCGAGGCCGCGGAGUUGAAGAAGCUGCGCAGUCUUCAAAAGCCGGGGGUCGUCUUGAAAGGCAGCAAGGACCGCGCCGUACAGCUACGGAACACCCAAUACGCGGGAGGUAGUCCUCUGCGGCAGCUGGAUGCGGAGGAAAAGGAGCAGCAGCACAGUCCCAGGGGUUCUUGCGUGCGCUCGGCAGAUGAGAGGCACGAACUCCGUGAAAAACAGCAUUCGCCGCCCACUCUGCCGCAGUUUCCGAUGCCGUUCGCGAAUGGAGAGCGAACCCUUGUAGGCAUGCUGUCCUCGAAGCGGCGAGCGUCCGACACAGCAUCGGAGGCACGACGAAAGACCUACGAUCUUCCUUCCUUUACUGCCUCGUCGCCCGGCCCUGCACCGCCACUGCCUCGGCUGGCAUCUCCUCGGCUGUCCGCGGAGCUCCAACUUUCUGCGCCGCAGCUGCCGCUGGACAGCACAAAAAAUGCGGACGUGUCGUCCGAAAGCCGCCGUCAACGCGAGCUGAAGCUUCGGACGCCUUUGCAGAACAAUGCGUGGAGGCAAGACGUUGCCUCUCAGAAGUUCUCUGACUUUUAA
Molecule: messenger RNA, 1905 nt
Organism: Leptomonas pyrrhocoris
Lineage: Eukaryota; Euglenozoa; Kinetoplastea; Trypanosomatida; Trypanosomatidae
Exons: 1
Coding region: 1-1905 (634 amino acids)
Source: RefSeq, a predicted model, not a curated record